Messenger RNA from Cyprinus carpio (common carp), 2695 nucleotides. Its product is annotated as transmembrane protein 164-like. The transcript is spliced from 6 exons. NCBI's taxonomy places the organism in Eukaryota, Metazoa, Chordata, Actinopteri, Cypriniformes, Cyprinidae. The record is from RefSeq and is a predicted model, not a curated record. The coding region runs from base 585 to 1526 and encodes 313 amino acids.
CCUUUUCCGGGAAAUGAACGGGCAUAACAAUAUGCUGCUGAUGGUUUUCGCGAGAAACUAAACGCGCAGGCGUGUUGCGGGGUGGGUGGAUGGAUUUGGGGUCCUCGCGUGAACAGGGCGGCGUUUCUAUGGUGAGGAGGUCUUUAAUACGCCACAUGGACCCAGACACAUCGCACCCUCUGCGUCUGCUUUUAUCGCGUUUUUCGGAUGAUACAUUGCAACAGCCAGCUACAUCUCUCACGUAUCGGUCGUAGUCGUGUUUUUAGUAAAUCUAAGGCCUCUCGGCGCUUAUCAAGGGUCGCUUUGAAGCUUUCAUGCAAUGAUCAGCUCUGGCAAGGAAUAUUCUGGACGCUUGUCUUAGCUGAAGAAUCGGUUUCCACUCAAGACGUUACAUUUGGAAAUGCGUCUUCCUCCUUGAAUAGCUACAACUUGACCAUCUGUGUAAAAUACAUUGUAUCAUAUAGGCUCUAGAUCUCUCCCACAGGUGUCUUUUACAUAAAGGAUGUGGCUCUGAUUAAACAGCUGAGGCUGUCCACCUCCUCGAUCAUUUCAUCAUUCGUUCACCCAAGACAGAUUUGACGUUAAUGUUUCGCCAGGAGGUCGGUGUCCUGUCUUUUAUUCCGUCUUGUUCGUACCUUUUCCAAUACGAGCAGAGGAACAUGUCUCGGUAUAAUAUCUACAGUCUGCUGGACUGGAUGUAUGGAGGGGUGGACCCUAUGUUUGAGGGCAACGGAGGCCCCGAGUGCGCAGCCUUCCUCUCUCCCCGACAGAGAAUAUUUGAGACUCUGAUCAUUGUGUUCUUUUCUAUCCUGGAAGUGGUGGUGGCUUUUAAAAAGAUCAAUGUCCCUAAAGAGGUCCGAGAUGUGGGGAAAGAUGGCAGGAGGAGUAAAGAAGACACCUGGGGCAAGAACCUGUUGCUUGUGGCUCUGUGCAUGACUUUUGGAGUUGAGGUUGGGUUUAAGUUUGCCACAAAGACUGUCAUCUACCUCCUCAAUCCAUGUCAUGUAGUCACAAUGGUGCAAAUCUUCCUGCUUGCAUGCCCCCCUUGUAAAACUGCUAUGGUUAUCUUUAGGCUUCAGGUCCAUAUGCUGAACGGAGCCCUUCUAGCUCUUCUCUUCCCAGUAGUCAACACUCGACUGCUUCCGUUUGAGAAGGAGAUCUAUUAUAUUCAGCACUCCAUGCUGUAUCUUGUGCCAGUCUACCUCUUCAGAAAAGGAGGUGUGUAUAAGCCAGAGCCGCUCGGAGACAUGUGGUGGGCACUGCUGUCCUCGGGCAUCCUCUUCCUCUACCACUUUGUGUUCCUCCAGGGCCUUGGAAUGUUGACAGAAGUGAAUCUGAAUAACAUGCUGUGUCCUGCUGUCUCGGACCCCUUCUAUGGACCAUGGUACCGAGUGUGGGCGACGGGGCACCAGACUGCCCUGACGUUAGUGCACGGCAAGGCUCUGACCAUCCUCUCGCAGCACACCGCUCCCAUGUGCCGCUAUUUACUGGAUAUAGCAUGUCUACGCAACAAAAAGUUGGACUAGUGUUUUUAUCAGCAGUCUUACAUGGACAAAACCUCAACUGGAACUUGUCCAGCAUCCCUAGACAAAAGUGUAGUACAUAGAAAUAUACAACUUUUGUUCUUCUGUUUGUUUGGUCCAAAGCUGGAUCGUUAGAUUGAAAGACUGUUUUAACACCAUAGGAGCAGGACUCGAGCAACAUUAACCUUGCCUUGUUUUUUUAGCUUUAGUGUUUGGCAAAAUGAACACUCACUGAACUCAGAACACGUGUAACCUUUCUUCUCAAGUUGCCUUCUUUAGUUACACUCAACAGGGGGCCAACCCAGUUCCUUUUACUCGUUUGCCGAAUAGCUGAUGUGUGGUUAUAAACGCUGCAUGUCCUUGCUCGAGACUGUCACAAUAUGACAUUUUGUUAAUAUUGUAGAUCUGUUGUGGAAAGUGUAAAUGUAGUGGUACUGUAUGUCUAAGAGUGUUUCCAGCCCAUGGCAGUCUCUUUCUUUUGUCUGUAAAUAGAACUAGUUUUAGCUUAAGCUAUUAGCUGUGGUCACAUCCGCAAAAUAUUUUCUGUUGGCUUAAAGUGUCCGUUUGAUUCCAUUUGCUAUUUGAUCAAGUACACACACCCUCUACUGAUGAUAUGAUUGAAGGGAAUGGACAGCGUUCUAAUAUAGCAAUUUGAACAUUCUUUGUAGAAUGACCAUUUUAAAUAUUAUUUUUCUGUUUUUAUUUGUUCAACUGAGAUACUCUUUAGAUGUUUCUUAUUGGGGGAAGUUAAAACGGUUCUUUUCCCUUCAUUUUUUUUUUUUUUUAACAAUCUCAGUAAUAAGCUAAACACAAUUAUCUAGAAAUGGGUGAAUAACCACACACACAAACAAUUCCAAUAUGUAGUCAAAUGAAGGAAAAAUAAGUUCUGUUAGCAGCUACAUGAAGGCUGCAUCUCUUGUUCAGUCCCAGAAACUGCUCUGUUUCUUCAAGCCUAGUCAGUUGUUUGCAUGUCAAGCCCAGAAACUAAGAUUUGCUGAAUCAUUUUGUGGCUGUUGCAGUCGUGUAAGAAAUGCCAGUUUGAGCAUUCUAAUGAAUUAUGGGAUCACUCUCAUUUCAAUGUAACUUGACUGAACGGGAAACCUGUCUGUCUUGGUGUCAUUUUUGUAUAUAUGUUUUUAUGGUCUAUAUUAAAAGUCUUCUCCAACAUGUAA